Stylophora pistillata is the source of this 1854-nucleotide messenger RNA. Its product is annotated as cytochrome P450 4c21. Gene Ontology annotation, molecular function: monooxygenase activity; heme binding; oxidoreductase activity, acting on paired donors, with incorporation or reduction of molecular oxygen. Lineage: Eukaryota; Metazoa; Cnidaria; Anthozoa; Scleractinia; Pocilloporidae. The record is from RefSeq and is a predicted model, not a curated record.
UAGCGCUUGCGUAAAUCAUCAUGACACCGCAAUUUUAUCAAAUUUUGAACUAUAGUUUCUCGAUUUUCAGUGUGGACUAGUAUAAUGAUAUCGUCUUUAAUUGGCGUUGUUUUUGUGGCAUGGCUCGUGUACAAGUUGUUUAAAGACGAGUUUACUUCUUUCGGAAAAAUUCCCAAACCUGGCGGAUCUUUUCCGGUAUUUGGUCAUGCGUUGACAUUUUUACGGCAGGAAAACCAUACGAAAUUGCUGCAGGAUUGGAGUGAAAAAUACGGACCAAUUAUCCGUUAUAGUCGAGGUUUUGGGAACUCCAGAAUCCUCUUGUCAGAUCCUGAGCUGAUCAAAUAUGUCUUGGUGACAAAUGCAAUGAACUACAGACGCUCAGAGUUUGUGCAACAAAUUAUACCCAGCAUUGGCAAUGGUUUAUUUUCCUCCAAUGGGAAGGAUCAUGCAUUUCAACGGAAAUUGAUCACCCCAGCAUUUCAUUUUAACAACUUAAUUGGAAUGGUUGAACAUUUUAAGGAUGUUGCUCAGGAUUUAGUACAGCUUUGGACAGAACAGGUAAACAGCUCAAAUAAAGGAGUCUCCGAGGCUUCCAUCUCUACAGAUUUGAGUCAUCUUACAUUGGAUAUCAUCGGGAGAUGCGCCUUUGGGUAUAAUUUUGACACAGUGCUGUCAGGGGAAAGUGAAGUCUCGACUGCAUUCUCUGAAGUUGUUUUAGGAAUCAAUUUUGCCCGAGUGAUGAGACAGAAUCUUAUUCCAUUUUACAAAUAUCUUCCAUUUUCUGACAAUGUAAGGGCAAGAAAAUGUCUGGAACUGACAGAUGAAACUGUUCUAGAGAUAAUUAAGACAAGGCGUAAAGAGAAGAAAGAAGGAGGAAAGGUGUCUUGUAAACCAGACUUGCUAGAUCUCUUAAUGGAUCAGUAUGAUGAAGACACUGGCUCUGGCAUGGAUGAUGAGCUUCUCCGAGCUCAGGUAUUCACUUUCAUGUUAGCUGGUCAUGAAACAACUAGUGUAUCCAUGGUGUGGACUUUGUAUGAACUUGCCAGACAUCCAGACAUUGCUGAAAAGAUCCGCAACGAAAUUAAACUAGUUAUGCAGGAAUCAUCAGAAAUGACUUGGGCAAAACUGGCAGAGAUGAAGUUUCUUGGUAAUGUCAUUAAGGAAUCUCUCCGGAUUCAUCCUCCAGCUUCUGCAGCAGUACGUGUUGCUAAUAAAUGUGAUGUGAUUGGUGGGUAUGAAAUUCCCAAAGGAGCCAAUGUAGCUCUUGGUAUUGAUGCUGUACACCAUUCACCAAAGUAUUGGAGAGAUCCUCAUGGUUUUAACCCACAGAGGUUUGAUGAAAACGAUGAAAACUAUCAGUCACACCAUCCAUAUGCAUUCUUGCCAUUCACCGCUGGUCCUCGCUCGUGCAUAGGGAGUAAGUUUGCUAUGGUAGAGAUGAAAGCUGUGUUAUGUACUUUACUACGACACUUUACAUUUGAAGAAAUUCCAGGAUUCACCGUGACGCCAAUCAUUCGAUUGACAACUAGGCCAGAUCCACCUUUGCAGUUAAGGAUCAGAAAGUUGAUCAGUUGACUGAUGCUUCCAUGAAUUAUUGACUUUCUAUUAUUUUUGUUUGUUUGCAUAUUGCUUGGUUGGUAAGAUAUUUGCUUCAUCAUGUGACAAGCAUGUCCAAUUAGUCAGUACAUUAACCGCAUUUUUUGAAACUAUACGUUUGGGGUUUAGUUUUGAUCAUGUUACAAGAGACUACCUAAGCUCGAAAGUAUGCUCAUAAUCAUCUAGUAUCUUUUUUUUUUUUUAAAUUUUUUUGGCAUUUUACCAAAACAUUACUCUCCUUACAAUACACUACAGGAC